CCUUGUGAGGACCCCGGGCCAGCGGCCAUUUUGGCGCCUUCGCUGAAGUGCCGCUCAUCCCGUUUGUGGCCGCUUCCCUCCCCUCCCCUCCCCCCGAACCCGUAGGUGUCCGGUCCCCGCCUCGUCUGCCGCCGCUGCCUCGCGGCCCCGCCGGGAAAGCAAGGAUGAACGUGAUAGAUCACGUGCGGGACAUGGCGGCCGCGGGUCUGCACUCCAAUGUGCGGCUUCUUAGCAGCCUCCUCCUCACUAUGAGCAACAACAACCCUGAAUUAUUCUCUCCAUCUCAGAAGUACCAGCUUUUGGUCUACCAUGCAGAUUCUCUCUUUCAUGAUAAAGAAUAUCGGAAUGCUGUUAGCAAGUACACAAUGGCCCUCCAGCAGAAGAAGGCCUUAAGUAAAACAUCAAAAGUGAGACCUUCUACUGGGAAUGCUGCUUCAACUCCUCAGAGUCAGUGUCUCCCAUCUGAAAUUGAAGUGAAAUACAGAAUGGCUGAGUGUUACACAAUGCUAAAACAAGACAAAGAUGCCAUCGCUGUCCUUGAUGGGAUCCCUUCAAGACAAAGAACCCCUAAAAUAAACAUGAUGUUGGCCAACUUGUACAAGAAGGCUGGGCAGGAACGCUCAUCUGUGACCAGUUACAAAGAGGUGCUGAGACAGUGUCCCCUGGCUCUGGAUGCCAUUCUAGGUUUAUUGUCCCUUUCUGUAAAAGGUGCAGAAGUGGCAUCCAUGACAAUGAAUGUAAUUCAGAGCAUUCCUAACUUGGACUGGCUUUCAGUGUGGAUCAAAGCAUAUGCCUUUGUGCACACUGGCGACAACACCAGAGCUAUCAAUACCAUCUGUUCCCUAGAGAAAAAGUCCUUAUUGAGAGAUAAUGUGGACCUACUGGGGAGCCUAGCAGAUCUGUACUUCAGAGCUGGAGAUAACAAAAACUCCAUUCUCAAAUUUGAACAGGCUCAGAUGUUGGAUCCCUAUCUGAUAAAAGGAAUGGAUGUCUAUGGAUACUUACUGGCACGAGAAGGACGCCUAGAGGAUGUCGAGAGCCUGGGCUGCCGAUUAUUUAAUAUUUCUGAUCAGCAUGCUGAACCUUGGGUGGUGUCUGGAUGUCAUAGUUUCUAUAGUAAACGGUACUCUCGGGCCUUGUAUUUAGGAGCCAAGGCCAUUCAGCUCAAUAGCAACAGUGUCCAAGCUUUGUUGCUAAAGGGAGCAGCCCUUAGAAAUAUGGGCAGAGUUCAGGAAGCCAUAAUUCAUUUUCGGGAAGCCAUACGUCUUGCCCCUUGCCGACUAGACUGUUACGAAGGGCUCAUUGAAUGCUAUUUAGCCUCCAACAGUAUCCGGGAGGCAAUGGUGAUGGCUAACAAUGUCUAUAAAACCCUUGGAGCAAAUGCACAGACCCUCACUCUUCUAGCCACUGUGUGUCUUGAAGAUCCCGUCACCCAGGAGAAAGCUAAGACCUUGCUGGACAAAGCCCUGACCCAGAGGCCGGACUACAUUAAGGCAGUGGUGAAGAAAGCAGAGUUACUGAGCAGAGAACAGAAAUAUGAAGAUGGCAUUGCCUUGCUGAGGAAUGCUUUGGCCAAUCAGAGUGACUGUGUACUGCAUCGGAUCCUGGGUGAUUUCCUGGUAGCCGUCAAUGAAUAUCAGGAAGCCAUGGACCAGUACAGUAUUGCUCUAAGCCUGGAUCCCAAUGACCAGAAGUCUCUGGAGGGGAUGCAGAAGAUGGAGAAGGAGGAGAGCCCCACGGAUGCCACUCAGGAGGAAGACGUGGAUGACAUGGAAGGCAGCGGGGAAGAAGGAGACUUGGAGGGCAGCGACAGCGAGGCGGCCCAGUGGGCCGACCAGGAGCAGUGGUUUGGCAUGCAGUGAGGUGUGCGAGCUCCUCGGGGAGCGGAGCCUUUUAGAGUGGCCCCAGCACGGCCUGAAGGGGUCCUUGGCUGGGAAGAAGAAGGCCCAAUUGGCUCAACACGGAAUUUGGAUUUCUCCUCCACUUAGUUUGAUUUUUUCAAAUGGAGCCUGUCUGGGCAGCAUGCAGGUGUGCGCUAGGCGAGGUUCUGGGACAGAGGACGGCCCUUGUGCACUUUGGUUCGAAACAACUCUUCUCAGAUGCUUCCUGGGGCCCGUGGCUGCAGCCUGGAAAAGGCCUUGGUUCCAGGCCGGCCGGGCUCUUGCCCGUUUGUGAAGGCCGCGGCGCAGGUCGGCCCUUUCCAAAAGUUUCCCAUUUGCUAACCAACGGCUCCCGUGGGCCGCUCGGAGCACCCGUGUCUCCUGGCAGUGUUGGCAAUGCCUUAAACAGGACUUGCUGUCUUGCAAACGUUUCCUAUUUGAGAAUCCAGUGACCCGUCUGUAAGGGCCAGGCCCAGCGGCCGGGCCCUCUGCACACCGCCGCCUCACUUGCUGUAAUGAUAGCAUGAAGCCACUGUGGGGUGCAGAAAUGGGAUUCCUUUGGCUGAAAGGAAGCUACGCUGCAGUUUUUGUUACUUUUCUCUUGUUCUGUCUGGUCUCCAGGAAUAGCUGGAAAAUUAAUUUUAUGUUAAAGGUUUUAAAAUGAUGCUGCCUCCCUC
Molecule: messenger RNA, 2557 nt
Organism: Monodelphis domestica (gray short-tailed opossum)
Lineage: Eukaryota; Metazoa; Chordata; Mammalia; Didelphimorphia; Didelphidae
Gene: ANAPC7
Product: anaphase promoting complex subunit 7
Biological process (GO): protein ubiquitination; cell division; positive regulation of mitotic metaphase/anaphase transition
Cellular component (GO): anaphase-promoting complex
Molecular function (GO): protein binding
Source: RefSeq, a predicted model, not a curated record